Messenger RNA from Wyeomyia smithii (pitcher-plant mosquito), 4542 nucleotides. RefSeq lists its product as uncharacterized. The record is from RefSeq and is a predicted model, not a curated record. Gene Ontology annotation, molecular function: nucleic acid binding. NCBI's taxonomy places the organism in Eukaryota, Metazoa, Arthropoda, Insecta, Diptera, Culicidae. The transcript has 3 exons. Gene Ontology annotation, biological process: DNA integration. The coding region runs from base 1 to 4542 and encodes 1513 amino acids.
AUGGCGGACGGCCAGCGAAUCAAUCUGCCGACGACAAAGCGAGCGACGAUGAUUGCAGCACUGGGUCGGGCUGAGGCAUUCCUGGUGGGCUACAGUGACCAACGAGACGCUCCGCAGGUACCGUUGAGGCUCGAGUACAUAAACAACAUCUGGGCUACCCUAAAUGAAGUGCAAGCGGAGCUGGAGGCAUACGCAGAUACUGAUGAAGUUGACUUUUUGCAGCGGCGUAUUCGGGUUCUUGAAUCGAUAUCUGUCAACGAUCAUGCCCCUGGAAGUCAGACCACUCCGAGCACCAACCAGGCUGCUAAUUUCAACCGAAGGCAAUCCCAAUUUCGGCUCUCGUCAAAUGCGUCCACCGCUAUUGCAUCCUACAAGUGUCCAGCGUGCAACGGCAAUCAUUAUAUCGCAAGGUGCGCAAAAUUCAUGCAGCAAUCCGUCAGCGAGCGUAAGCAGUUGGUGAGCAGAAAGCGGCUGUGCCACAACUUCUUGAAGGGGAACCAUUUGGUCGCUAGUUGUCCGUGUGAGCUCAACUGCAGGAAGUGUAACCAGCGUCAUCACACUCUUCUGCAUUUAGAGCAAUCUGGCAACAUUCAACGUUCCGGUAAUGAUUCUGCCUCUCGCUCAGCCAAUCCCGCUAGCUCGACUACACAAUCCGCCUCGACCUCUCUAGGCAAUUCCAAAGAGCAAACAUCUGUUCCUGCUACGGAGAUAGUACCAGUCGUUGAAACCAGCGCGCCAGUUCAGCAGCCUGCUGAAAACGUUUUUCUUCUAACGGUCGUCGUCAACGUCAUUGAUGCGUAUGGGCAUGCGCAUCCCGCGCGCGCUUUGUUGGACAGCGCGUCUCAGCCAAACUUGAUUUCCAACCGAUUGGCCCGCAUUCUUCGUUUGAAGCGGAAGUCCGUUAACAUCACCGUUCAAGGGGCUGGACAGAUGUCGAAAAUGAUCCAGGAAUCGUUAUUUGCCACUAUAACUUCCCGGAAGCGGAACAUUUCCUGCGGCGUAGAGUUCUUGAUCAUGGACAAGGUAACUGCAGACCUUCCUGCGCAAUUCGUAUCAACAGCUGAGUGGAAUCUACCUACCGAUAGCUUUCUCGCUGAUCCUGCUUUUAACAAAAGUCAGCCGAUAGACAUGGUAAUCGGUGUUAAACAUUUUUACAGUUUCUUCCCGUCUUCAGCUCGCAUGCAGCUGCGUGAAAAUUUACCUCUGCUGGUGGAUAGCGUCUUCGGCUGGGUUGUUGCUGGGUCGGCUGGCUUAGCAUCGUCGACAUCCCAGCAACCUUCGUGCAGCGUAGUGGCCGUGUCGAUGAUAACGCUAGAGGAAAGUGUCGAGCGCUUUUGGAAGACAGAGGAUCUGGCCACCACCGACAACUAUUCAGUCGAGGAGCGGCGAUGCGAAUCUUUCUUUACGUCGACGGUCGCGAGAACCCAUGAAGGACGAUACAUGGUUCGUCUACCUCGCAAGCCAGAUUUCGCCAUCAUGCUAGGAGAGUCUGAGGCAACCGCUCGACGUCGUUUCGAGCUUUUGGAGCGCCGUUUGCAACGAGACCCUGAUCUGAAGGCAGAGUACCACAAGUUUAUGAGGGAAUACCUCGAUCUCGGACACAUGAAGCCGGUCAAACCGAGAAGCAGUGACGACACGGAUUGCUACUACCUUCCCCACCAUCCCGUUUUCAAGGAUUCAAGCACGACGACUAAGGUUCGGGUCGUGUUUGACGGAUCGGCGAAAACCUCUACUGGCUUCUCUUUGAACGAAUCCCUCUGCGUUGGCCCUGUGGUUCAGGAUGAGCUGAUUGGCACAAUUCUACGGUUUCGAACCUACCCGAUAGCCCUUGUCGGUGACAUCGCUAAAAUGUAUCGGCAAGUAUUGGUACAUCCCGAUGAUACUUCUUUGCAGCGCAUUCUGUGGCGUUUCUCUGCUGAUGAUCCCAUUCAGAUCUACGAGCUUCUGACGGUCACCUACGGGCUCACUCCUUCCUCGUUCCUCGCCACUCGUACGCUUCAGCAGUUAGCGGAUGACGAAGGAGAGCCGUACCCAUUCGGCAGUAAAGCGUUGCGUAAGAAUUUUUAUGUAGACGACUUCAUCGGUGGUGCGCAGACGGUCGAAGAAGCCAGCAAGCUUCGUACAGAGCUAAGCGAGUUGUUGGCAAAGGGUGGAUUCAAUCUGCGAAAAUGGACGUCGAACCGGCUCGAAGUGCUGAAAGGAUUGCGAGAGGAUCAAAUAGGCACGCAGUCUACGAUAGAAUUCGCUCCCCACGAAACCAUCAAAGCGUUAGGCAUCAAUUGGGAGCCGAACGAGGGUUUUCUGCGUUUUGAUUCCCAGGUACCGCCCAGCGAUCACGUUUUAACGAAACGGUCCAUUUUGUCUACGAUUACUAAGCUUUUCGAUCCAUUGGGUCUUAUUGCUCCCGUUGUAGUGAGGGCAAAAAUUGUUAUGCAGGAACUAUGGCUGCUGUCAUGUGGUUGGGAUGAUCCGGUUCCCGAUAAUCUACAGAAAAGAUGGGAAAAAUACCAACAGGAGCUGCCCAAAAUUUCUGCCUAUCGCAUCGCCCGUUAUGCCCUUCUACCUAAUUCUACAGUGCAGCUACACACCUUCGCUGAUGCCUCCGAAUCUGCUUACGGUGCGUGCACAUACGCCCGCUGCGAAGAUCCACAGGGGAUCGUACGGAUACAGCUUCUUGCCUCUAAGUCCCGAGUCGCUCCGCUGAAGCGGUUAACUAUCGCCCGUCUUGAGCUGUGCGCUGCGAUUCUGGCUGCGCAUCUGCAUCACAGGAUAAAGCGUGCGAUUGACAUCGGUAUUUGUUCGUCAUAUUUUUGGUCCGAUUCAUCCGUCACUCUCGAAUGGCUUCGAUCACCACCGAAUCGCUGGCAAACGUUUGUUGGGAAUCGCGUUUCAGAGGUUCAGCAUUGCACGCAUGGCUAUUGCUGGAACCAUAUAGCAGGCACCGAAAACCCGGCCGAUCUGGUCUCGCGCGGAAUGUCCGUAGAAGAGUUCCUGAACAGUGCGCUGUGGAGUCAGGGUCCCAGCUGGCUAACAUUACCGUGUAAAAGCUGGCCUAUCUCGAACCCAGAUAAUGUUUCCGAGGAUAUUCUCGAAAUCCGACAGGUCGUCGCAGCAGUUAAUUCGACCUCAACGGUCAACCCGCUCUUUCUUCGAUGCUCGUCGUAUACUCGCUUGCUGCAUGUUGUUGGAUAUUGCCUUCGCUUCAUUUUGAAUAACCGUGCCAAGACUAGAACACAGCCUCUCCCAAGCCCGAAUCCAGUGCAGCGCUACCUUUCAGUGGAACAGCUUGCCCAAACCAGAAACGUGUUGAUUCAGCUAGCCCAAAGCGACGGCUUCCCCGCUGAGCUGAAGGACUUAAGAGAAGGAAACUUUCAUCCUUUCUCCCUGCUAAUUGCCCAACAUUAUCAUCACCAAAUGUUUCACGCCGGAGGACGGCUUCUACUAAGUGCCAUUCGCGAAGAAUUUUGGCCGCUGCAAGGCCGCAAGCUCGCUCACAACACAGUUCGUCGAUGCUUCCGCUGCACUCGCCUCGAUCCGGUACCUGCGCAACAACAAAUCGGCCAAUUACCUGCGCACAGAUUAAUCCCGAGCCGUCCAUUUAGUGUUACGGGUGUCGAUUAUGCUGGACCGUUCUACUUGAAGCCGAUACACAAACGGGCUGCACCUGCAAAAGCGUAUCUGUGCCUCUUCAUUUGCUUCGCAACAAAAGCGGUUCACUUAGAGCUAGUCAGUGAUUUAUCAACGCCAGGUUUCCUGCUAGCAUUAAGGCGAUUUAUUGCUCGACGCGGUCGCCCUGCCCACAUUCACUCAGACAACGGCAAAAAUUUUGAAGGAGCCAAGAACGACUUGAACGAGCUUUUUGCCAUGCUGCGAAAAAGUGAGGAGAAUGAAAAAAUUGCUUCAACGUGCGCUGCAGAAGGUAUCACAUGGCAUCUAACACCACCAAAAGCACCGCACUUCGGCGGUCUCUGGGAGGCGGCCGUAAAAGUGGCCAAGAAGCAUUUGUACCGUCAACUCGGUUCAUCUCGUGUGUCGUUUGAAGAUUUGUCCACUAUUCUGGCCCAAAUUGAAGCGCUGAUGAAUUCUCGACCCCUGCUUCCAAUGUCAGACGACCCGAACGAUUUGGCUGCGCUCACGCCCGCUCAUUUCCUGAUCGGUUCCAGUAUGCUGGCCCUGCCCGACCCAGAUCAUCAACAUAUUCCCGUAAAUCGGCUGGACCACUUUCAAAAAUUGCAGUUGCACGUCCAGAAAUUUUGGAGUCACUGGCGCACCGAAUAUCUGCAAGAACUGCAAAGGGACACCACGAUGAAUCCCCGGAAUCACACGUUGCUGCCUGGCAGAUUAGUUGUAGUCGUCGAUGAGCUUCAGCCACCCAUUCGUUGGCCAUUGGCACGCAUCGUCACCACUUCCCCCGGCCCAGACGGUUUGACGAGGGUUGUUUCGCUUCGCACCGCUCGUGGAAUCAUCACACGCCCCAUCACAAAAAUCUGUUUGCUUCCGGAUCACACUGCUGCUGUUGCUGAAGGAGAUGAAGCUGAGUAA